Messenger RNA from Phacochoerus africanus (Common warthog), 3490 nucleotides. It is a transcript of the gene N4BP2L1, whose product is annotated as NEDD4 binding protein 2 like 1. The record is from RefSeq and is a predicted model, not a curated record. The coding region runs from base 1554 to 2282 and encodes 242 amino acids. The transcript is spliced from 5 exons. NCBI's taxonomy places the organism in Eukaryota, Metazoa, Chordata, Mammalia, Artiodactyla, Suidae.
UGGUGACAAAUCUAAAUUUGGACCAGUCAUAGUUCAAAUGGUCAAUAGCCACAUGUGGCUAGUGGCUCCUGUAUUAGCAAGUGCAAAUCUGGAGUGAAAAAGGUGGUAUUUGAGACUAGCAAAAACAUUGUAAGAAAUACUAUAGGAUACAUGGAAGUAUGGUAGAAUACAUACAUUGUAAGCAUCACUAUUUUUUUUGGAUUCAUGUUUCAUAUUCUUUAUGGUUUUCCCCUAACAUUUGGAGAAACUUUAGAAAUUCUAGUGUUUCUCAGCAGUGUUAAGAGUCAUUCCUCCAGUCGCGGGAAGGGAUUUUUGAGAGAGUAGCUCAUCUCCCUGCCCCCCCCCCAUCCCCCCAAUCCCAGUGGAAAGCUGAAAUUCUCAACACAGAGCUCCUCCCUACCUGGAUAGUCCCUUCCAAACCUUAUUGUGAAAUCCCUGGGCUUUGUUUUAGAAGGAAAUUGCUUUUCUUCACACUUACUUUUCAAAAUGUUCAAACCUUAGCUGCCAGAAACAAAAUGAUUUACAAUGAUUAUUAUGCCAAAGCCACCGUAUAUCUCGGAUUUUUCCCGGAUGACGUUUUUAAUAUUCUUUUAGUUCAUGCACCUUGAAUUUUGUUCAGAAUGAGAUCUCUCGCUCACACUCUUGAGUGUGAAAUACUGGAAAGUACUGUGGUGAUCAACCAACUGGCGCUCACCAGUUCCUGGAACUUAGAACUUAAUUCUGGAUUCUCCUCUGUAGUUUCAGGAGACUGCUCCUUUCCCUGGGGAGCUGAAAUCGUUCCUGGGGAGGCCAUGUGUUUUCAUGUGGCAACAGAGCGUGAACCUGGGCAAUAGCUCUUCCUUCUCAGAAGGCCUCGUUUAUACUACUGUUCAUACAUCAGGAAAAAUGAGUUUUAAGGGGUACUUUUUUUUCUGAAGAAGAAGAGAUUUCUAAAGUUACGUAGUAGCAGCAAAGCCUUCUAAGAAUAUUUUUUGGCAGGCUGAUAAAGGAUUAAAGAAAAGAAAAGAUACAGGCCCUGGGAGAGUGGUGUUAGCCAUCGGGACACCAUCCAGAUAUCAGUGCCCACAAACUGGGGGAGGAAACGGCCUUUACUGUUACUAUUCAAAAUGCUCUUCAUGUUCUUUAUCGGCAACCAAAAUGAUUUCCCUUUCAAGGUCUAGGCCAGUGGUCCGUGGGGGUGGCGUAGGGCUUCUGCCACAGGCCUGCCUUCCUUGAGGGGGGCCCGGGGAAGGGGCCCUGGGAAGUGCCCCGUGGCCCGCCCGGUGGGCCCUCGCCCCUCAGGGCCAAGGGCUCUGGGAGGCAAGAGGAGCGGGAACACGGGGUCGCGUGGCCCAGGUUUUCCCGGCUGUCAGUCUCCCAGCGUCCCCAGCUUUCCAGGUAGGGGCGCCCCCUCCCACGCAGCGCGGUUCGGGCGGGUGGGAAGGAGGGGCUGGGCUGCGAGUGCCCGCCCCUCCAUCUAUCACAUGGCCGGAGAGCCACAAAAACAACAGCUUUGGCCAAGACGGUGACUCCAGGAAGGGGAACGCAGGGCUCUCGCGGCGGGCCCCCACCCCAUGGAGGAGAGUUUUCUCGAAUCCUUCGGGAGGCUAAGCCUCCGGCAGCAACAGCCGCAGCCUCGGCCGCCCGCCCCGCCGCCCCCGCGUGGGACACCUCCGCGUCGCCACAGCUUUCGGAAACACCUCUACCUCCUGCGAGGCCUCCCGGGCUCGGGAAAAACUACACUGGCCAGACAAUUGCAACACGACUUUCCCAGGGCCCUGAUUUUCAGCACCGAUGAUUUUUUCUUCAGGGAAGAUGGUGCCUAUGAGUUCAAUCCUGACUUCCUGGAGGAAGCUCAUGAAUGGAACCAGAAAAGAGCGAGAAAAGCAAUGAGGAAUGGCAUAUCCCCCAUUAUUAUUGAUAAUACCAACCUCCACGCCUGGGAAAUGAAGCCCUAUGCAGUCAUGGCACUUGAAAAUAACUAUGAAGUUAUAUUCCGAGAACCUGACACUCGCUGGAAAUUCAACGUUCAAGAGUUAGCAAGAAGAAACAUUCAUGGGGUCCCAAGAGAGAAAAUCCACCGAAUGAAAGAACGGUAUGAACAUGACGUUACGUUUCACAGUGUGCUGCGCGCGGAGAAACCAAGCAGAGCAAGCAGAAGCCAGGACAGGAACAACGCCGCUCCUUCCGAUGGGGCAGGGUACUGGAACACCUAUGCCGAGCUCCCAAACCGGAGGGCUCAGGGCGGCUUCUCUAAUGAGAGCGCCUUUAACAGAAGGGGUGGUUUUCACCACGGCUAUUAGAGGUCUAUCCUACAGGCAUUCAAGAGUUUCCUAAAUCAGUUUUUACUUCCAUUUUGGGUAUUUAUUCUUUGUUUAGUUGUAGUCAGAGCUCUAUCCCAUGUAAAUAGUCAAAGCUGAAAGUUUUUGAGAAGUCAUUACAUCCCUCUUCAACAAGCAUUUGUUAAAGGGAUCCUAUAUGCAUGGUCUGAUGCUGGGAAUUCUGAUUUGAUUAAUCAGAGUUCCUUUCUCUAGGGAAAGAAUUAAUUUGAAAGUGAAACCUGAGAACAUACCCAAGAACAUAAUCAGCCACAUAGGUUCAUUAAUGAAGUGAAGUGUUUAUAAUAUAAAGCUUCAGUACCGCUGUCUCUGAAGCAGUCUAUUUUUUCAGGAAAUUCAUCUCUGUCAGGAAAGUUAGGAAGGUGGGGGAGAAGCAGGAGGCAGGAAAAAUUUUAGUGCCACUGCUACUUUGCUCACCCAUGUAUCCAAAAAUGUGAGAUGUGUGGCUGUAAUGAUGAUACUGAUUUUCCUUCACAAUGAAUAUGCCAGCAAGCAUACAUCUAGGGGAAUAUUGUCUUUCAAAGUAGAUAGUUUGGGAAAUUAUUCCUUUACUUUAGCUAUGUAUCAUUGUUAAAAAUGUCUGUGAAAAUCUUUCUUAAUAGCUUUACAAGCUGCUGAGGAAAAUCAGUGUCAUUGUUUAAAGUCGCAUCUUAUGUUUUAACUACCACUUUAUUGAACAGGGUUAAACCUGAAUAAUUUUGGCUGUUGAGCUAAUGGUGUAAAUAAAACAAGCCUGCCUUUAUAAAACACCAAUUUUUAAAAUUAAUAAUUAAGCAGUUUUUAAAAUUAUGCCUAUAAACCUGUGUAUAAUCAGUUGGCAGUCCCCAAAUUUGGGGUGUACAAGGAAUUAAGCAGCCCAGAAUGUACAUUACGUGGAGAUACGGAAAAGUCAUGCUUGACUUCAGAUGAGCAGGGUUGGUGUUUUAUGUGGCAUUAAGGCAAUGAAGUUCUACCACAAUUCCUACACUAAUACUGAAUUUAUGAAUCCAAAUUAAAUCUCACUAGGUUGGAAUCAGAUUAAUUUGGUGGGAGACCAUGAUAGAUAAGACCAGUCGGGGUGAAUGCUUUAUUUCUUGUUGGCCAACAGCUUCUUUCUAAUGUUUUGUGAAGUAUUAAGUGUCCUAUAUAAUGGUGCUUUUAUGGUUAUUAAAAUUAUAUACGGUAUUGCUUUA